Molecule: messenger RNA, 1320 nt
Organism: Gongylonema pulchrum
Lineage: Eukaryota; Metazoa; Nematoda; Chromadorea; Rhabditida; Gongylonematidae
Source: the annotation of a GenBank genome assembly
GUGAAUUCGAGUAGCGUUGAUCGGAUGCUCGACGACUUAAUGGUGCCAGCUGGGGAUUACGAUACACCACCGACACCGAUGUUGCCGUGGUGGUUCACGGCCGAAUGCGAAAGUCAACUUCUGGCUGCAUCGGCCCCGGUACCGUUCAUCCAGUUACCGUUGAUGAACAUUCCAACGACGGUUGCUGCUGCUGCACCACCACAGCCACCGCCAUCGGUAAUACCUUCACGAAACGUCCCUGCUGUAGCUGUACCACAAACGGCCGAACAAGUGAAGCAACAGCUAAAAGCACAGCUGGAAUAUUACUUCUCCAGGGAAAAUUUGAUGACGGAUAGGUUUUUGCGCUGCCAGAUGGACAACGAUCAGUAUGUACCAAUACGAAUUAUUGCUGGCUUUCCGAAAGUGAAACGACUUACCAGCGAUUAUAAUUUGGUCGUCAAAGUCCUGCGAGAAUCUUCGCAUGUACAAGUGGAUGAAAAAGGAGAACGGGAGGUAGCAUCGAUGUUCACUGGUGGCCCGCCGUACUUGAGCCUGCAGUACGGUCUCAACAAUAGCUGGUAUGUUACGUUUGAAUCGGAAGAAGCUACGCAGCGUGCAUUUUUGCAUUUACAGAAUCUUGGCAAAACGUUUAACAAUAAACCGAUUUGUGCACGCAUAAAAACAGGUGGAGCGCCUUGUUCGGAACCAAUAAAUGUGGUACCGGAACGAUCUGCCCCCGCGGUGCCAUCGGACGCGCCAGCUGAUCCGGUGGUAUUGAAUCCUAUUCCUCCUCCUUCUGUUGCUGCUUCGCCUUCUUCAUCUGAUAGUUUUGAUUUGGGCCAAAUUUUGGCCAGUUACGGGUAUGUGCCGCAGGCUACUUUCAAGCCAGGUGGUGCAACGGUUGUUCAUAUAUCAUCGGCAGCCGUCAAUAUGGCCCCCAAUCGAACUUUUGGUCAACAACGAUUGCGUAAUUCCGCUCCCUCAGCAACGCAACAGCUUUCUGCACCUCAUUUUCGAGGUUCCAGUAAUCGUGGUCGAGGAGGUUUUAUGUAUAAUCAUCAACGACCGUACGGUGGUGGCCAUCGUGAAUUCAGCAUGAGCAGUACUAGCUAUCAGCAGCAACACGGCGGUGGUGCACGGCGACCUCCGGGCAAUCAGGGCGAUGCUCAUCGAGAUGGUUAUCGGGACCGAAACAACGAUCCCACCACUACCAGCACAUUUAAUCGUCCACGAGGCCGGCAAAAUCGUGGAUUGCGAAGUCGAACGCCCGUUGAAUCUCAUCAGCUUGCUCAGAAUGACGUACGACGACGAUAUGAUUACGAGCAGACAGGCGGCCGGUAA